Molecule: messenger RNA, 672 nt
Organism: Lactuca virosa
Lineage: Eukaryota; Viridiplantae; Streptophyta; Magnoliopsida; Asterales; Asteraceae
Source: the annotation of a GenBank genome assembly
AUGAAGAUUGCUAGUUUUGUGAAUUUUGAUUUGAAGAAUUUCAAUUUUGUCGGUUCCAUUCCAGAAGUGAUGUUGGCUAGGAUUCCGCUUGAUAAUGUUAUUAUUCAAGGUUAUCGAAAAAUCCCUAAUUCUGGAGUUCAUAAAGUUCAUGCUUUAUUACAAGGUAUUCUUGAUGCUAGUGAUGUUCCGAAGAGGGGAGGUACAAAGAGAAAAGUAAAAGAAGCUGAGGGUGUUUCCAAGAAGGUCAAGUCGAAAAUAAAACUGAAAUCUAAACCAGUUGUGAUGGAUGCGGAAUCGGAAGAGAGAAUUCACAUUGAUGUUCCGGGUGAAAACACUUUGUUUAACGAGGAAGAUAAUGUAACCCUAUUGGAAGCUCCACCAAAGACUUCAGAAAAAAUUUCUUCAGCUGCACCUCUGAAGAAGGUUAAUGUAACUUUUGUUUUUGGGAAAGAAAAUGUGAGGAUACUUUCGCAAGAUGAUAUUAAUCCCCUGUUAUCUAAAGAAGAAAAGAUUGCUCAAGCGAAACGUGAUAAAGAGCUUGAUCUGCGCAAGGAAAUAAAGGAAGAAUGUGAUGCAAAGGAUGCUGAAAAGAGGAAUACUGCUAACAUUAAUGCAGGUAAGAAAGCUUUAUUUCCUUCUUGGAUUGUUGAAAGUGUUGGAUUAUGUGUCUAA